AUGGAUUAAACUAAUUCCAAUCUAAUCAUAAUAGCUCCAGAACAUUCUUAUUCAAUGAAAUUAAUAUAAUGUAUUAUCUUAUUAUAAUAUCUUAGAUUUAAUCAAACAUUUUAAUAAUGAUGAAUUAAUAUUUGAUAAGAUUGAUGAAGAACAUCAAAAGAUUGGGACUUAACUGUAAUAAUUACCAUCGAUUUAAUAGUUUAAUUAAUACCAAAUAUUAUACAUGUGAUGUAGAUUUGCAUACAAUAAAUUACAAUUAUUUUAAUUUAGAAAAUGCUUUGGAAUAAUUAUAAAAAAUUAAAGUAGAUGGUGUUUUAUUUAUUGUUGAUGCUAAUAAUAUGAAUGGAUUGGAUUAGUUUAUUAAUUUAUGUGAUCAAAUUUUAAAUGAAAUCUAACCUGGUCUAUAAGCUAUUAUUUAUAACAGGAAAGAAGGAAUAAAAAUAAAUUUAGAACUUUUGGAAAAUGAGGAGAAAAAAUUAGAAAGCUUUGUUGAAUAAAUUUAUUUAGAUUUAGAUAAUCCACCAAUUAAAUAAUAAAUUAAAUAAUUAUCUGAUUAAGAAGAUGAAACACUUGGAUUUCCUAGAAUUAUUGAAAUUAUGGAAUGUAAUACUUGGACAUAUAUGAGACCUAAAAUUUAAGAAAUGAAAGAAAACAUUAAUAAAACUAAAGUGAUUGAAAAAUAAACACAAGGUCUUGAUCAAUUAGAAUAUGAAGAUGAUCAAUUUGCACAAUUAAUGCAUGAUAUGACCAAAAUUAGGUAUUUUGAAUCUAUUUUAUAUAGAACUUCUAAAAUGACAGAUGAGGAGAGAAGGGAAAAAGCAGCUAACAUUAUGAAUUAAUUAAUGAAUAUGUGUCAAGAUGAUGACGAAGAUGAUUUAUGA
Paramecium primaurelia is the source of this 881-nucleotide messenger RNA. The record is from the annotation of a GenBank genome assembly. Lineage: Eukaryota; Ciliophora; Oligohymenophorea; Peniculida; Parameciidae.